GAUGAUUAUGAUGAUUUUUUUUUGUUAUAAAAAAGAAUAAUUCUUCAUUAUCGAAAGCUCAUUCACUCAAAAAAAAACAACUUUAAAUUCAUUCAUUCAACAUGAAAUCAAUUAUACCAUUAACAACGAAUUCGUUGAAAAAUUUACGUUCAUAUUUGAAAUCGUUUCCCGAUAAAAUAUAUUCAGUAGAAAUCAAAAUUAAAACUGAAAAUGCCUCGCAAAAUAUCACACCACCAAUGGCUGCAGUAUCGGUCACAAAAGAAAAAGAACCGUUCAAAGUGAGCUCGGUCACUGAAAACAAAAUAAUAGAUAAAAAAUCCAAACAAAAAUCAUCUAAUGAUGAAUUGUUGUCCGUGAAAAAGUUAUCUCAAAACGAAAGAAUCGAACGUACCGAGCAAUUGGUUCUUUCAUUAAAACAUUCAUGGUCCAUAACAACAUUGCCGAACGUAAUUUCUCUCAACAUUCGUUUAAAACAACUUUAUGAUCAUCUUCAAAUGUAUCCAGAAGCAACAAAUGUAGCUGUUCGUAAAAAUAUUGUUGAAAAAUUAUUGAAAAUAAGGGAAUUUUCACAGUUCAUGUUGAAUGGAAAAUCUAUAUUAGAACGGCUGAAAUCACCGAAGCAACAAAAUGGUUCUAGUCCACAAAUUCUUCAUAAUUCCAGAUCGUUGCAUAAAAAUUAUCAUAGAUUCGUGAAUGAAAAUUCACGACAAAUACUAUCACUGUUAGGACAUGCUGAUCCACCUAAAGGUCGUGGUAUACGAGUAUUGAGUAUUGAUGGUGGUGGAACACGUGGAUUAUUGGUGAUCGAAAUAUUACGUCAAAUCGAACAAUCAUAUGGUCAACCGAUACAUAAGAUAUUUGAUUUAAUUUGUGGUGUAAGUACUGGAUCUAUUAUUGCCAUGUUACUUGGAGCAUUACGUAUUUCGAUUGAUGAAUGUGAUUCCUAUUAUCGACAAGUUAGUUCAUAUUUAUUCAAAACUGAUGUUUUUCGUGGUACUAGUCGUUUAUUAUGGUCACAUGCCUAUUAUGAUACAAAUGUUUAUGAAAAAAUUCUCAAACAAAUCUAUGGUGAUACUAAAUUGAUUCAUACGAAAAAAAGUUCUGAUUGUCCACACAUGAUUGCCAUAUCGGCUAUUGUUAAUCUACCUACAUUAGAACCAUAUUUGUUUCGAAAUUAUGAACUUCAUCCUUCAGCAAAACCAUUAAGUCAUUUUGAUGGUAGUUCUAAACAUAGAAUUUGGGAAGCAGUACGAGCUUCAUCAGCAGCACCUGGUUAUUUUGAAGAAUUUACAAUUGAUAAACAUGUUCAUCAGGAUGGUGGUAUAUUGUUGAACAAUCCUACAGCUGUAGCAUUACAUGAAGCUAAAUUAUUAUGGCCUAACGAACCAAUACAAUGUGUUAUAUCGUUAGGAAGUGGUCGAUAUCAACCACCAUCUAAUCGUACAAUCGAACUUGACGAUAAUAAUAAAGAUGUUACGUUAUCCAGUUUAAAGCAUAAAAUUUUACGACUUAUUGAUUCUGCAACCGAUACUGAAAUGAUACAUCGAUUAAUGCAGGAUAUGUUACCAGAUCCAGUAUAUUAUCGUAUGAAUCCAAUGCUUACCGAUUAUUCAACAAUCGAUGAAAAUAGACCAGAAAAAUUGGAACAAAUGAAACAAGAUGCUCAAAUUUAUCUACGUAAAAAUGAUCAUAAAUUUCGUACGGCCAUUGAACAACUUAAAAUACAACGAUCAUAUUAUCAAUUGUUCAAGGAUCGUAUCAAUCUACAAUCAAAAGUAUAUCGGCCAUUUUAAGAUUAUUUAGUUGUAUAGAAUUGUUAUCAAUAA
Messenger RNA from Dermatophagoides pteronyssinus (European house dust mite), 1826 nucleotides. RefSeq names its product calcium-independent phospholipase A2-gamma-like. The record is from RefSeq and is a predicted model, not a curated record. Gene Ontology annotation, biological process: arachidonate metabolic process. Gene Ontology annotation, cellular component: membrane. Lineage: Eukaryota; Metazoa; Arthropoda; Arachnida; Sarcoptiformes; Pyroglyphidae.